GCUCUUCGCGUCCUCCCACCUCCACCUCAAGGCACCUCUUUACGUAGUUGUGUCAGUACAAGCAAGAAGACAGAGCAUUCCCCAGUCAUCCGUCCAGUCCAGUGUGUGGUGUGUGUCUAGCCGCAGUAGGCCAGGAGAAGAAGCUGAACUUGAGUGGGACGUGUAUUUUUGCGAACCAUUCAUCUGGACCACGGGAUAAUAACAACUUAUUAAGUAGGCGACGUAGCAACAUUCGAGCUCUACGUCAAGGUCUCAGCAGCCGGUGAAAGGAGGUGUCCUUUUUCGGUCGAAAUUCCGAAAUCGGUUGGCAGUACGCUGGGAGAUGUCCUACGUGUAACUUGGACGGAAGAGUUCGUGUUUGCUUUGAGAAGAGAAGAAAAGCCUGUAUCCGGAGAAGACACUCCGAAGUCCCGUGACUAGUAACCGCAAGCAGAAGGGUAGCCUGUAAACAGCCACGCAAUGGCCAUCAAGCCGGGUAUGGGACGAAAGUCUUCCAACAAGAAUCCACCCUUUCUGAGCCAUGAGUUCGUCAUCCAGAACCAUGCCGACAUCGUGUCCUGCUUCGCGAUGGUCUUCGUCGUCGGGCUGAUGCUGCAGGCCACCAACUCGCUGGCCAGCAUCUUCAUCGCGCUGCACCACAACGUGACCGGUGCCGAUCCGAGCCACGAGAACCCCAAGGGCGAGCCCUUCAGCUACACCUCCGGCUGGAAGGAUGGCUGCGCGGUGUUCUUCUACACGCUGAUCUGCAUCAUCAUGCACGCGAUCCUGCAGGAGUACGCGCUGGAUAAAAUCUCCAAGAAGCUGCACCUGUCCAAGUUCAAGCUGUCCCGCUUCAACGAGUCCGGCCAGCUGGUGGUGUUCUACGCGAUGUCCUUCCUGUGGGGUUUCGACGUGAUCGUGCGCGAGCAGUACCUCGGCAACAUGGCCAAGCUGUGGGAGAACUUCCCGGAGCACCCGAUGGUGUUCCUGCACAAGCUGUUCUUCAUCAUCCAGCUGGCGUACUACCUGCACAUGCUGCCCGAGCUGUACUUCCAGAAGGUCAAGAAGGACGAGCAGCGGGCCAAGAUCGAGCACGCGCUCGGCGGCUUCUUCCUGAUCGCCACCGCUUACUUCAUGGGAUUCCAACGCAUCGCCCUGGUCCUGCUGACCCUGCACUACUUCUGCGAAUUCAUCGGGCACGCUUUCCAGCUGGUUAACAUCUUCGACAAGGAGGAGAAGUUUGUGCGACUGCGCCUGGUCCACAACGUCGUCUUCAUCCUGACCCGCUUCGCCACGAUGGUGCUGGCGUUCCUGACGCUGUUCUACGGCAUCGAAAACAUCUCCCAGACCAAGCGCAGCUUCAUGCUGGCCACCGUCUUCGGACUGCAGGGCUACCUGAUCUUCGACUUUAUCUCCAACGUGCUCAAGUCGAAGCGCGAAACGGCCGCCGACCAGCCGGCCAAAUCGACGACCCUCGCCGCCCCCACGACCAAGGGAGAAAAGACCAAGAAGGAGCGCAAGAAGGAAAGUGACCUGCCCGAGGCCGACCAGAACGCGCAGUCCUCGCCGGUGGCCACCAGCGGAAAGGCCUCCCGGAAGGCCAAGGUCAAGUAAACUUGGCGUUUCUUUUUCAUUAUUUUCCCCUGGUUCGUUUAUUUCCAUCCAUCAUCUUUUUUUGAGCAGAGAAACAGAGUGAAAAAAAGUAACAUCAAGCAAAAAGAAAACAUGUUGAAGUUAGGAACAUGAGAGAGAAUAAAAAAGCAGAAACAGCGUAAAACUAAAAGUAUUCGCAACAAAAAACGGUUGAAACAACUGAAGAAAAAUAAGCAGAGCAAAUGUUAAACUGCCAUCAUUUUGGUUUAGUUUUUAAAACGAGAUCGGUUCGACAAUUGGCUAAUUUGACGUGUAAAAUUGUUUAAAAGCCAAACAAACAUGCUCAAAAAAUCGGGGAAAGUUCACUUUUCCUCAAACAACGCAACGCAGAGAUAAUUUUGUUCCAUCCCUCCCACCCAGUAUAACAUUUUGUUUCCCCUCGCCCACACUGAAAAGAAGUAUUUGCGAGUGUCCUUCCGGUGAGUCCCCCCGUGAGAGAGAGAGAGAGAUAAAGAGAAUGCAAAAGUGACGGUACGUGAUUUAUGAACGGACCCGUGCAAGUGCAAGCUAUUUUGAAUGGGUUGUUUUUUAUAUGCAUUUACACACCACAAACUUGCGCUGAGAAGGGGGAGAGUUGUAAAAAUGCAAUUUAAGUAAAGCAGGAAAAGUGCAGUGCGAAUUGAAGAGGUAGCAGCAAACAAGCAAAAGAUUUAUAGAUUUUUUUUCUGUAAGAGACUUUAUACUAAGUUUAUUUUUCCUUUAUAUGCAUGAAAACACACACAGAGACAGACAAAGACACGUGAGUUGAGUUUGAAAAACCAGAUCAGAGUAUACACUUAUUUUUUGUAUGUUCUAAUGCAAUAACUGAAUAAAAAACUGACACAAAUUCUAAUUAAA
Messenger RNA from Culex pipiens pallens (northern house mosquito), 2469 nucleotides. It is a transcript of the gene TRAM, whose product is annotated as translocating chain-associated membrane protein 1. Gene Ontology annotation, cellular component: endoplasmic reticulum membrane. The coding region runs from base 460 to 1593 and encodes 377 amino acids. The transcript is spliced from 5 exons. Gene Ontology annotation, biological process: SRP-dependent cotranslational protein targeting to membrane, translocation; protein insertion into ER membrane. The record is from RefSeq and is a predicted model, not a curated record. NCBI's taxonomy places the organism in Eukaryota, Metazoa, Arthropoda, Insecta, Diptera, Culicidae.